This is a messenger RNA of Leishmania braziliensis MHOM/BR/75/M2904, 3717 nucleotides long. RefSeq lists its product as hypothetical. The coding region runs from base 1 to 3717 and encodes 1238 amino acids. Gene Ontology annotation, molecular function: protein-macromolecule adaptor activity; protein binding. The record is from RefSeq and is a predicted model, not a curated record. Gene Ontology annotation, biological process: intracellular protein transport; organelle fusion; vesicle-mediated transport. Gene Ontology annotation, cellular component: HOPS complex; endosome. Lineage: Eukaryota; Euglenozoa; Kinetoplastea; Trypanosomatida; Trypanosomatidae. The transcript has a single exon.
AUGACGGACGGGGUGUGGCGCAACUUCCGUUUCUUCGACAGCGAGCCUCUUGCUGCUGCCGCCUCCUUGGCGGAGCUCAACGUGGUGUGCACGUGCUUUACUCCCACCUCACUCGUUGUGGGCGACUACGAAGGUCAAGUGUUCUUCCUCGACCGCCAUCCUCCAUCAACGACCGCCACGCCGGGGAGGUGGUGCUUUCAGGCUUACUCGGGCCCUGUCACGCACAUUCGCUACUGCGCACUCCGCAACACCCUCGUCACGAUCGGCAAUGACGAUGCGGUUAACAACACGGUGUUGAGAGUCUGGGACCUUGACCAGCUCGCAGUGUUGUACUGCGGCCUUCUGGGCCCUCACCCAGUCGGAGCCUCAACAUCCAUUUCAGGAGCUGCCGCAGCCGAUGCCUCUCUCCGAUGGCGGCCACCCUGUCAGGAGCACCGUAUUUUUCCCACCAGCAAAAGCGCGAGUGGCGGUGCUGUGAGUGUGCGCGCUUCAGGCGAAGAGGCCCCGCUGGUGCCGAUUCUGCUCGAUGAAUGGAAGCAGCUGCAGUGCCACUUUAAGCCAUCUGCCACCGGCGCAGUCAUCUCUUCUUCCUCUCCCUCUGGGAGCUCCACCGGCAACGGAUCCACGUCGCGUGCAGGGAAGGGUGACAGCAGCAGCGGUACCGAUGUCGUCUCCUGCGGCACCAUCCGCUCUAGCGUAGUGAGCUUCGAUGUAGCACCCGAUCUCUCGUGCGCCGCGAUCGGGCUCGUCACACGCGACUGUGUCGUGCUGAAGGGCGAUCUGGAGAAGGGGCGAGCAGUGCGGGCGUUGACGAUCCGCAGCGGCCUCGCCAAAGGCGCCCUCACGUUUGUUGGUCUUCCCAACCCGCGGCUCGUGACGCUGCCGGAGAACAAAGGCGGCGGCGACGCAAGCGGCACAGGCGCCUUCUCAUUUCUGACGGGGGGCGGCCCCCGUGUACCGACAGGUGCGGCGGCAGCGGGGGUACAGGUACUCUACACGGUCUACGACGAUGUGGUCACGUGCUGGGCUUUGCGAGCAAACGGCAACUGGUCCGAAUACCCGUGCCCCACUCCCGGCGGUGGUGCUCCACGUUUUGGAGCGGCGCUGACGUCGCAUGGCGAGCUGCUCAUGCUGAGCAGGCAGGCCGUGACACCUGCGGCAACUGGCAGCCUAGUUGUGCGUCUCGGUCCUGCUAGUGCAGCCUCCAGCGUUCCCGCGCCGUAUGAUCCGACGGCGAAGUCGUCAGUGCAUACCAUUCACGUCGACCACGUGCCGGGCCGUUGCUUCCUCCACACGCACCGCCAGUACCUCGCGCUGCUGGUGCAGCACGACGGAAGGCCAGCGCAGUUUCAGCUGCAGUGCUUUGAUCUCACUUAUCGCAUCCGUGGACUGAGUCGCUCGCAGGAGGCAUACACGAACUGUGCCAUGCUUCUGGCGGAUGAAACAGACAUGCUGGUACUGUUCCUCGACCCGGCGGCGCACACGCGGCAGCUCACGUUGCGCGGCGUGCGGCUGCGUGAGGCAGACACGCUGACGAAGCUGGAGCUUCUCUUCAGCAAGGAGUGCUACAGCAUUGCGCAGCAACUGGUGCAGCGAAUGGAAGGUGCGGACCCGACGCUGCAGCUGCGCAUCCGCAAGCGCUACGGCGACUACCUCUAUGGAAAAGGCAAGUUUGACGAGGCCAUGGCCCAGUACGUGGAUACCAUUGGGCACCUGGAGUCCUCCUAUGUCAUUCAGCGCUACAUGGGCAGUGCGCAUAUGGAGCAGCUCAUCCGCUACCUGGAGGAGCUGCACAACCAGCAGCACAGUGCGCACACCAAUAUGGCACACACGACGCUGCUGCUCAAGUGUUACAUCAAGCGCAAGGACGAAGCUCGACUCAAGGCGUUCAUCCACCGCGACGACGUACGCUUUGAGGCUAAGAACGCGAUCGAGGUCUGUCGAGAGGGCGGGUACGCUGAGGCGGCUCUGCACAUCGCCGACCGCUACGCUGCCGUGUAUGACUACGCACGCAUUCGCUUGUACGACAUGCACGAGCCCCUCGAGACGCUGGCGUAUGUCCGUGCACUGGGGAUCAGUGAGGCGGAGCAGACUUGCUUGCAGCUCGGCAGAGAUCUUCUCAUUACAGCGCCGCGGGCCACGACUGAGCUGCUGGUGGAUUUGUGCGUGCACUGGAAGGGACCAGGACGGCGCCUAGUGGACGCACCUGCUGUUCCUGCGCUCGUGCCCGACGCUUCUCCUUUCCUGACUGGCACGGGAAGCGUGAUGGGAAGCGAGUCGCAGCAUCCUCACCACGCGAACGCGUCUGCGUUCUUGCACAUCUUCGUCGACGCACCAGUGUGUCUCAUGAACUUCCUUCGAGCGGUGGUGGAGAGUGGUGUGCUGGAUGAGGAUGACGUGGCCCCGGCACCGAUGCAGGUGACUAUGGAAAGCAAUGCAAUCACGUCAUCAUCUCCUGCACCGCCCUCUCCCACAGCGACACCAAGCCUGCAUGCGGUGCUCUACAACACGCUGUUGGAGCUUUACAUGACUCGUGAGCUGAAGGACACGCUUCGACUUGUGCCCCACAUAACUGCAGCAGAUGAUGGUGGUGGUAGCGACACCCUUUCCUUCACAGAGGCACGUACUGGUGGUGUCCUUCGCACCAACGCGACAGCUGAGUUCUCCUCGGAGCCGUAUGAGCGACGGCUGGAGCAGGCACGGACGUUUUUGGAGGCCCACAGGGGCCGCUACGACCACUACCGAGCCCUGAGCCUCGCCCAUCAACAUCAUUUUCAGGACGGCAUUUUGUACCUUCUCCGCUCCCUUGGGCUCUCGGAGGAGAUCCUCGGCUACUACAGCGCCAAGCUGAAGGACCCCAACACCACUCAGACUGAGAGGAACGAGGCGACCACGAAACUCUUCCAGGCGUGUCAGGACAGUCCAGCAGCCGACAGCAGCACGAUCGCCAUGUGGAUGACGCUGCUCUCGCAGCUCAUGCGCACCGCGAAGACGGAGUGGCUCGACGUUGUGAAGGUGUUGGACUACAUCGAGGCCCACGACGCGCUAUCACCGGUUGUGGUGCUGGAGAUACUGAGCAGCAACUCUCAGAGCACUCUCGACCUGCGAACCGUACGAAACUACUGUCAGCGGUGCCUGCUGAAACAGACGCAGCAGCUGCAGAAGGUUCUGGCGCAGACGUCGCAGCAGCUCGGGGAGAUGCAGCACAUCAGGAAGCAGGUCGUCGCUCUGCAGACCUCGGCUGUCGUGUUUCAGGCUACCACGUGCGCCCACUGCCAUCAGGCACUUGACACUCCCACGGUGUACUUUAUGUGCAAGCACGCCUUUCACCACCGCUGUCUCUACACAUCCACGGAGUGCAACGUGUGCGCCGCGGCUUAUCGCCGCCAGCUGGACUCUAUCAGGGAGGCUCUGGAACGGGAGACACAGGCGCACAACCCGAGCAGCUUUACAGCGCGGUUCUUUCAGGAUGUGAAGCGCGGCCACUGUGCGACGAAAGAAAUGCCGGGGGCAUCUGCAGGUCCGAACUGGAGCACACCGCAGGAUGGCUUCGGCGUGCUGACGGACUACGUGGCUCGCGGUAUCCUUGGCGCUGCACCGCCCUACAAAGACGCGGGACUCUUUGGCUACGGGCCACCAGUGCCGCCCUGCCCCGGUGGAGGUCGUCAGCGUAGACCGGAGGAAGUGGCCAGUGCGGACAACCUCGAGGUUUGGUAG